Messenger RNA from Priapulus caudatus, 738 nucleotides. Its product is annotated as formin-like protein 20. The transcript is spliced from 3 exons. The record is from RefSeq and is a predicted model, not a curated record. NCBI's taxonomy places the organism in Eukaryota, Metazoa, Priapulida, Priapulimorpha, Priapulimorphida, Priapulidae. The coding region runs from base 121 to 738 and encodes 205 amino acids.
UGAGAGAGCGCUUUCCGAGUUGGUAGCAACUAUCGAUUUAAAGUUUACCAUCGCGCGCGAUACAUGCGUAACGAAGGAAGCUAGACCUUCUUUUGAGGACAGUAAUAACAGAAGAGGACAAUGUCAGCCGCUGACGUGAUGCUACACGAUGAGCUUUUGAAUCAGCUGAACUCGCCCGAGAGCUUGCAAGAGAUGUGGCACGACGUUGACGCAUGCCACUACCAGAGGGAGCUGCCGCCGCCGCCGCCUUACCCUGGCACGGUGUCGAGCCCCGGCUACUCGACGGGAACGCCGAGUCCAUACUCGCAGCACUGCCCGACGUCGCCCGGCUCGCACUUUGGCGACGAGAGCCCUUACUCGCUUCACUGCCCGACGCCGCCCACCGCCGACACCACCUCGGACGACACCAUAGACGGGCUCCUCGACCUGGACUUCAUUCUCAAUCACAUGAUGGGGCAGGCCGAGCCGAGCUUCUACGCUGACGACGUGUCAGUCAAGCGGGAGGCGGGCGCCGCCUGCUGCAGCACGACCGCACCGGGACAGUCGCCCGUGCGGCCGACCGACCCGCCUGGGUACCUCCCAGACUUCCAGUCCGCAUUCGUCGACAUCCCGGACAUCAAGCUCGAGGACGGCUUCGCGUGCGAGCCGGCCAUGCGGUGGCGCCACCAGCCCGAGCCGUUGCCACGGCAACUCGUGCCGCCGGCGUUCCCGAGCAACAGCAGCAGCAGUGCCACCUGA